Molecule: messenger RNA, 300 nt
Organism: Lathyrus sativus (Indian pea)
Lineage: Eukaryota; Viridiplantae; Streptophyta; Magnoliopsida; Fabales; Fabaceae
Source: the annotation of a GenBank genome assembly
AUGACUGGAGAAUUGUAUUUGGUAGCGUUGCACGGAUCUUGCACGGAGCUGAAGGUCCAAGAAAUUCACAUGAUGGUGUGCCAAUCAUGGGAAAAUGGUCAAUGGAACAUUAGUCCAACGGUACCAGCCAAGUCUAGAGUUAUGAAGUUUAGCCGGAAUUUGAUUUCAAACAACUAUAAGGUGAUGCCUGAUGUUCGGCAAGCUAACAAUGUUUCACUAGGAUUGGAUGACAGCUGUCUCCAUCUACCCUCACCUUCAACUUUGAAAAGAGUGUGCUCUCAUGGCUCAUCUCGUAUUUAG